Molecule: messenger RNA, 912 nt
Organism: Papaver somniferum (opium poppy)
Lineage: Eukaryota; Viridiplantae; Streptophyta; Magnoliopsida; Ranunculales; Papaveraceae
Product: trifunctional UDP-glucose 4,6-dehydratase/UDP-4-keto-6-deoxy-D-glucose 3,5-epimerase/UDP-4-keto-L-rhamnose-reductase RHM1-like
Exons: 2
Coding region: 1-912 (303 amino acids)
Biological process (GO): S-adenosylmethionine biosynthetic process
Cellular component (GO): methionine adenosyltransferase complex
Molecular function (GO): methionine adenosyltransferase regulator activity
Source: RefSeq, a predicted model, not a curated record
AUGGAUGUUCCAGUUGAUGAUAAUAGCACUUCGAAACCAUCUUUGAAGUUCUUGAUAUAUGGUAGAACAGGGUGGAUAGGUGGUCUACUUGGCCCAAUCUGUGACAAACAGGGCAUACCGUAUGAGUACGGAAGAGGCCGCCUGGAGGAAAGGUCCUCGUUAAUGGAGGACAUUCAGAACGUCAAGCCUACUCAUGUUUUCAAUGCUGCAGGUGUAACUGGUCGGCCUAAUGUCGACUGGUGUGAGUCGCACAAGACAGAAACAAUCCGUGUCAAUGUUGCUGGUACACUGAACUUGGCUGAUGUGUGUGGAGAGAAUGGAUUGCUGAUGAUUAACUUCGCUAGUGCAUGCAUAUAUGAAUAUGACGCUGAACACCCAAAAGGUUCAGGUGUUGGAUUCAAGGAGGAAGACGUACCCAACUUUGCUGGUUCGUUCUACUCAAAGACCAAGGCCAUGGUUGAAGAGUUGGUGAAGGAAUAUGACAAUGUUUGUAUUCUCAGAGUCCGCAUGCCCAUAUCGUCAGACCUUAACAACCAACGCAAUCUCAUCACGAAGCUCAGUCUUUACGACAAGGUUGUUAACAUUCCCAACAGUAUGACAGUCUACGAUGAACUUCUGCCUAUUGCGGUUGAGAUGGCUAAGUGGAAUCUGACAGGUGUAUGGAACUUUACAAAUCCCGGAGCCAUGAGUCAUAGCGAGAUUUUAGAGAUGUACAAGGAACACAUCGACAAAGAUUUUAAAUGGAGUAACUUCACCCUUGAAGAACAGGCUAAGGUGAUUGUUGCUGGUCGAUGCAGCAACGAGAUGGAUGCGUCUAAAUUGAAGGAGUUUCCUGAGUUGCUAUCAAUUAAAGAAUCGCUGAUCAAAUAUGUGUUUAAACCCAACAAGAAAACUUCCGCUUUUAUAUCUUAA